AGAGUGUCUAUCUAAGGGAAAUAACCGGAGUGGCGCCCGGUGAAAGCGAGAUAAGUCCUGGAAACUGACGGAGGAAAAAUUAUCUCCAAACAUGAACCGAAAUGAUGGAAGCGAACUGGUUAUUGGUGAUCGUAUCGAAUGUGAUGAUUAUUUUGGGACGAUAAAAUAUAUAGGAGAAGUUGACGCGAUGGAAGGUGUUUGGUUUGGCAUUGAUUGGGAUGAAAUUCAUCGGGGAAAACAUGACGGUAGCUAUAAAGGUAGGCGUUACUUUCAAGCAGGACAUCCUAAAUCUGGUUCGUUUAUUAAACCAAUAAAGGCUAAAUUGGGACAAUCUUUCCCUGAGGCUUACGUCUGUAAAGUUAAAGAUGUUAUUGAUGUGCCUUCAAGAAUUUUGAUUCUCAAUAAUCAUGCAAUCUAUGGACUUGGUUCCCAGGAAGUGACCAGUCAGUUUUCGGCGAUUGCGUCAAAAAUAACAGAACUAGAUCUUUCUGGUAAUUUGUUGAAGAACUGGACUCAAGUUGCUGAAAUUACUAACUUAAUUCCUAAUCUGUUGAAGUUAAAUGUAAGUAAUAACCGUUUAAUAAUUCCUGAACACGCGGAAAACUUGUCAAAAUCUUUUGCCAAAGUAGAAGAUCUGGUUUUAAACCGAAUGAACUACGACUGGGCCAACAUUUUAUCUGCUGCGUCGAUGUUUCCGUCCCUUCGAGGUUUGUACGUGUGUUUUAAUAAUUUGGAAAAAUUGGAUGAUUCCACGGGGAAAUUGACAAACCUGAAAUUUCUCUCAUUAAUAGACAAUCGCUUAAGUGACUGGAACGAACUUUUAAAACUUGGUCAACUUCCUCAAUUGAGCACACUUUAUGUAAGUAACAAUCAACUGACAGCUGUCUCCUUCAAUGACGUACCUUUGGAAGACGGCGAGAAAACCACAUAUUUUCCUUCUCUGAAGUGUUUAGAUUUAAGCAGCAACCUCAUCGAUAACCUGUCAUCAAUCGAUGAGCUUAGUAAAUUAGCCAACCUUGCCGAGUUUUCUUUCCUUCAUAAUCCAGCAGCAGAUAUAGAUGAGGACAAACUAUUUAAUUUGAUAAUUGCCAAAAUUGGCAGUUUAAAAAAAUAUUCAAAAGCCGAAUUCCUUGUCGAAGAACGGAAAAGUGCUGAAAUAUUUUAUCUUCGCAUGGUUGAGAAACUGGCAUUAGAGAAAAAUAUCAGUGAAGAAGACACAGCUAAAACAUGUUCAAGAUACAAAGAACUGGUAAAGUUGUAUGGACAUGCAAGUCCUGAAUCAUUAAUAACCAAGACAACUGUUCUACGAGAUAAAUUAAUUGCAGUUGACAUUGAAACUGUUAAUAUUCCUGAUAAAGUGUUCAAGAACAAGAAAUUAUCUCCAACCAUGACCAUUCUAAAACUGAAGUUACUUGUACAAAAACUCUUUAAAAUUCAAGAAAUAACUAACCUAGAAUUAUCUUAUAUCAGUAAAAACAAUUCUCAAUUGAAAGUUCACUUAGAGAAUGAUUUGCAUGAACUGUCGUUUUACAGUAUAGAAAAUGGUGAUAAUCUCGUUGCAAAAUGGUAAUUUAUGCUUUACUUCAUUCCUGUCUAUGAUAACUUUAAACCGGCAACUAUUGUGUUUUGUAAAAUAUUUCCUGCAUGAACUUUUAUUAAAAGUGUGAGACACUUCA
This is a messenger RNA of Octopus sinensis (East Asian common octopus), 1676 nucleotides long. RefSeq names its product tubulin-specific chaperone E-like. Gene Ontology annotation, molecular function: protein binding. The transcript has a single exon. Bases 92 to 1570 code for a protein of 492 amino acids. Gene Ontology annotation, cellular component: cytoplasm. Lineage: Eukaryota; Metazoa; Mollusca; Cephalopoda; Octopoda; Octopodidae. The record is from RefSeq and is a predicted model, not a curated record.